AUGGUCAAUGUUGCUCGUUCCGCAUCUAAUAGAAUCCUAGUUCGAUUGAACACUUUAGCGGAAAAGUUUAUCAAUGAAGAUAAAUCCUUGAAGAAUUUGGAAGCCAGGUUACAAGAAUGCAUUGACAUUUUGGAGAAUUAUAGAAUGGAAUGUGAAAAAUUGGGUUCCUUGCAUCCUGAAACUCCAUUUAAAGAGGCUUAUUCUAUUUAUGAAUCUGCUUAUAUUUAUUAUAUGAUACUUUUCAAGUUAUUGACGGAAAGAGUUCCGCAAUCACAUGAAUAUGCUGACGCUAAAAUAGAGAGAAGAUGCCAACCAUUAUUAGAGGUAUACUCCACUUUGAAAAAAUCACUACUUCAAGACACAAUGAUAGACAAUGUAGAAACGUUUCUAAUAAAAUAUUCUAAUGAGGACCCAAGCAUGAAAAUCAUCUCUACUCAGAAAGUGGAGGGAGGACAUAAUUUACCUUCUGGACCAUUCCUUACUGUCCCACAAUUGCAAACCAUAUUAAGUGACCAGAAGAUAUCCGUGUUGUUGAUAGAUGUGAGGAAACGAUAUGAGUUUGAAUUCUCACAUAUUAAUUCGGUUGCAGUUUUGCCACUUGACCCUAUAUCGUUUAAACCAACGUAUACCAUUGAUCAAUUAGAAAAGAUAUCAUUUAUCAAUUCACCCAUGCACGAAUUACAACUUUUCCAAAAAAGAAAUGAGUAUGAUGUCAUUGUUCUCUAUACAAAGGAUAAUGAUAUUACAGCUUAUUAUUAUAAACAAAUGAUGUCAUUACUGGCUAUACUUUUAAAUCACCUUCACCAUCACCAUCAUCAUCAUCAUCAUCAUAAUAUUAAAUAUCCAAAAAUACUUUUUUUGAAAGGGGGAUUUUCAGAGUGGGUGUCGCAUGUCAGUAAAUCUGAAAUCGUAUCGAAUUUAAGUGAUGGUUAUAAAAAUAAUAAUAAUAAUAGUAAUAAUAUUCCAUGUAUUAAACGUCCAGUUACCACAUCUCCACAUCAAAUUCCGAUUUCAAUGGUUGGAUCUGCGCCACAACCACCACAAAUUCCUCCACCUCGAAACAUAUAUCCUUCCCCACCUCAAACGAUUCCUAUUAUCAAAAACAAUGCCAAUGUGACCAAUGCAAAAAAUUUAAUUACCCCUCAGGGUAUAAUGACAAAUAGGUCGAUACCAGACGCGAUUGUUACUGCGAUCCCAACUCCAUCACCCCCACCAUUACCAAGAAUUCCCAUGAAAGUAGGAGGCACUAAUGAAUCCAUCUGGAAAUAUAAUCCCACCAUUAUAAUAGGGUUGGAGAAUAUGUCUAAUUCGUGUUACAUGAAUUGUAUCAUUCAAUGUUUAUUGAGUGUUCCUGAAUUGAUUCAAAUAUGCCUUAAUAAUUCCUUCUUGAAGCAUAUUAAUAUGGAAAGUAAAUUAGGGUCCAAGGGUGUCAUAAUGAAGCAUUUUGCCAAGUUGAUACAGGAUAUGCAUUCACAACAAGUGAAGACUGGACGUAGUUUAUUUUCAUACCCUGUCAAGACAAUAGAUUUCAAGAAUGCAUGUGCUUCUGUUAGUUCGAUUUAUAGUGGAUCUCAACAACAGGAUUGUCAAGAAUUUUGUGAAUUUUUACUUGAUGGACUUCAUGAAGAUUUGAACCAAUGUGGGGGGAACCCACCUGCUAGAGAGUUAACUGAUCAGGAGGAAAGGUUAAGGGAAGGGUUGUGCAUGAGAGUGGCGUCAUCAAUGGCAUGGGAAAAUUUUUUGCAUAAUAAUUUCAGUCUCAUCAUUGAUUUAUUUGCUGGUCAAUAUGGAUCACAAUUAAGAUGUUGUGUAUGUCAAUACACCUCGACUACGUAUCAACCUUUUACGUUAUUAUCCGUUCCCGUUCCCCUGUCGUCACGAGUAUCCCGUUGUAGUAUUAUUGAUUGUUUCCAAGAGUUUACUAAAUGUGAACGAUUAGAUAAGGAUGAAGAAUGGUUUUGUCCUCAAUGUAAGAGGAAACAACCUUCGACGAAGCAAUUGAAGAUUACACGAUUACCGAAGAAUUUAAUCAUUCAUUUCAAGAGGUUUGAUAAUAUGAUGAAUAAGAAUAAUAUUUUCAUUCAAUAUCCUUAUGAGUUAGAUUUGACACCAUUUUGGGUUAAUGAUUUCAAUGGUGAAUUGCCUCUGGGGAUGACUAAUUCGUUAUUGACUAAAGGUGGACAAGUGGGGCCGUUCAAGUAUCAAUUGAACGCGGUGGCGUGUCAUAUGGGUACAUUGGGUAGUGGUCAUUAUACUGCGUAUGUGAAUAAAGGGCCUGAUGUUGGAUGGUAUUAUUUUGAUGAUUCUUCUCAUAGGAUAGUGAAGAUUGCUACUGAAUAUAUGAAUCCCGAUGCAUAUUUAUUAUUUUAUCAUAGAGUAUAUAACUAA
This is a messenger RNA of Naumovozyma castellii, 2388 nucleotides long. RefSeq names its product putative ubiquitin-specific protease UBP5 (gene UBP5). The record is from RefSeq and is a predicted model, not a curated record. NCBI's taxonomy places the organism in Eukaryota, Fungi, Ascomycota, Saccharomycetes, Saccharomycetales, Saccharomycetaceae. Bases 1 to 2388 code for a protein of 795 amino acids. The transcript has a single exon.